This is a messenger RNA of Pseudomassariella vexata, 1560 nucleotides long. Its product is annotated as cytochrome protein. The coding region runs from base 58 to 1530 and encodes 490 amino acids. The transcript is spliced from 5 exons. Gene Ontology annotation, molecular function: monooxygenase activity; heme binding; iron ion binding. The record is from RefSeq and is a predicted model, not a curated record. Lineage: Eukaryota; Fungi; Ascomycota; Sordariomycetes; Amphisphaeriales; Pseudomassariaceae.
GCUCAUCGUUUAUUGUUGCACCUGUCACCUGCCGUUGAAUUUCUUGAUUGUCGUGAAAUGCUCGACCUGGAUUCUCCUAGUGUCCAGUUCGUUGGACUGGUCUCCAUUGUUGGCGGCCUGAUCGUGUGGGCUUACACCCUCCUGACCAAUCCAUUAGCCAAGCUCCCCGGCCCCUGGUACAGUAUAUGGACGGAUACGGUGUUGAGAUACCACAUCUUGAAAGGCCAAAGACCAACUUAUGUGCAUUCGCUUCACCUUAAAUAUGGCCCCAUCAUCCGCAUCGGUCCAACUGAAGCCAGUAUUCAAGACUUAAGCUCUGUGAAGCAAAUAUACCGCGUCAAAGGCGAGUUCCUCAAAUCAGUCUUCUAUCAGAAAUUCUCCCCGGACCGGCAUAAUAUCUUCAACACCCUGGACGUCAAUUUCCACCGGCGGUGGCGCCGUCUUCUCUCGGCGCCCAUCUCGGAGACCGGUCUGGUCGCGCAUCAACCCGUUAUCGAGGGGAAAAUCCGGCUAGCUGUCCAGAGAAUGGUAGAGGAGAUGGAAAAGAGAGGGGCGGCGGACGUGUUCCAUUGGUUCAUGUGCAUGACGACGGAUAUCAUUGGGGAGCUGAGUUUUGGAGAGUCGUUCCACAUGUUGGAGACCGGAUCGAAAACACAGUACAUUCGUGACCUUGAACAAAUCGCCUUCGCCAGCAGUAUCCGGGCUACCAUCCCAUGGAUCUACAAGCUCGCGCAAUGGAUGCCUUUCCGCACCCCCGUCCUAACCGACAUCGCCGAGCAAGCGAAGCGCACCAUGAGCUACGCCGGGCAGGCGAUAAAGCAGCAUUAUGAUCUCGUCGACAAACAAGGCGAGGACGCCAAACCCACGCUCUUCUCGAAAUUGUACAAAGCCGGGGAAGACGGGUUGAAUUUUGCUGAGAUAAGGGAUAACGCUGCGUCGUACAUCAUUGCCGGCAGCGAUACGACAACCAAUACGCUGACGUAUCUUGUUUGGUCAGUGUGCAAGCACCCGCAUGUUCAGAGGAGACUUGUGGAUGAGUUGAGUGGCCUCUCGGAUGAUGACCUGGAGGACCAGAAGUUGAAGAACUUGCCGUACUUGAACCAGGUUAUUCAGGAGUCGAUGAGGCUGUACCCAGCUGCGCCAUCGGGCUUACCGAGAGCUGUGCCCAGGGAGGGCGCUGAGAUGGGUGGGUAUUUCAUCCCUGGAGGACAUACCGUGUCGGUGCAGGCGUAUAGCAUGCACCGGGAUGCGGCGGUGUAUCCGGAGCCUCUUGUGUUCGAUCCGUCUAGGUGGGAGGAACCGACUCAAGCGAUGAAGGACUCGUUCGUGCCAUUUGGUGGAGGAAGCCGGAUAUGCCUUGGUUUGCAUCUGGCCCGGAUUGAACUUCGCUUGGCUACGGCGAGAUUCUUCAGGACUUUUCCAAAUGCGAAGAUGUCCAACUUGGAAGGAUUUAGCGAUGAGGACAUGAAGCCGGCUAUGUUCUUUUUGCUCACACCUAAGACCAGGCGGUGUUUGGUUGAAGCUUCUUGAACAGUAUGCCAUCUACAGUCAUGGGUCGGC